Medicago truncatula (barrel medic) is the source of this 2592-nucleotide messenger RNA. RefSeq names its product D-3-phosphoglycerate dehydrogenase 2, chloroplastic. The coding region runs from base 221 to 2113 and encodes 630 amino acids. Gene Ontology annotation, biological process: L-serine biosynthetic process. Gene Ontology annotation, cellular component: chloroplast stroma. The transcript has 5 exons. Lineage: Eukaryota; Viridiplantae; Streptophyta; Magnoliopsida; Fabales; Fabaceae. Gene Ontology annotation, molecular function: phosphoglycerate dehydrogenase activity; NAD binding. The record is from RefSeq and is a predicted model, not a curated record.
ACCAAAACCUCAAGUUGAAGAAAAUCUCCCAUUUGCCACACAUCAAGUCCUUAAUUAUUAUUGGUUUCUGUUAUAUAUAGGAAAUGCUAAAUCAAUGAAUGCCUCAAAUCACUAUUCAAAAUUUAUAUGUAAACAACACCCUUCCCUCUAAACCUUUUCUUUUUAUAUUGAAACAGAGCAAAUUUAUUCAUUCAACAACAAAACAAAAAACAGAGCAACUAUGUCUUCCUCUUCUUGUACCAAAUCAAUUCUUCCUUCACCUAUCUUCUCUUCUUCAUCAUCAACAUCUUCUGAAACCAAAUCUUCAAAAUCCUCUAACCUCUCAUUCCUCAACUCCAACACUUUUGGAAUCAUACCCAACAACAUUAAACUCUCUCAUGCUAACUCUCAACAACGUUGUUUUAUGGUCAACAGUGUUUUAAAAACUGUUGACCAAACAAAACAAACCAACAACGUUGUUUCUGUUAACGAUGAAAAUGAAAAACCAACGAUCUUGGUCUCCGAGAAACUAGGAGAAGCAGGGCUACAAGUGUUAAGACAAUUAGGAAAUGUGGAAUGUGCAUAUGAUCUUUCACCAGAAGACCUAUGCAAGAAGAUCUCAAGCUGUGAUGCUUUGAUUGUGAGAAGCGGUACGAAAGUUACAAGGAAAGUGUUUGAAGCAGGGAAAGGAAAGUUGAAAGUUGUUGGUAGAGCUGGUGUUGGGAUUGAUAAUGUGGAUCUACAAGCUGCUACUGAAUUUGGUUGUCUUGUUGUGAAUGCUCCUACUGCUAAUACUAUUGCUGCUGCUGAACAUGGGAUUGCUCUUCUUGCUGCUAUGGCUCGUAACGUUUCUCAAGCUGAUGCUUCCCUUAAAGCUGGAAAAUGGCUGAGAAGCAAGUAUGUUGGAGUAUCUAUGGUUGGGAAAACAUUAGCAAUAAUGGGGUUUGGAAAAGUUGGAUCUGAAGUUGCAAGGCGUGCAAAAGGAUUAGGAAUGAAUGUGAUUGCUCAUGACCCUUAUGCUCCAGCUGAUAGAGCACGUGCUGUUGGUGUGGAAUUAGUUUCAUUUGAUCAAGCAAUCACAACCGCUGAUUUCAUCUCACUUCACAUGCCUCUCACUCCAACUACUAACAAAGUCUUCAAUGACAACACUUUUGCUAAGAUGAAGAAUGGUGUGAGAAUCAUCAAUGUUGCUAGAGGUGGUGUUAUUGAUGAAGAUGCUUUAGUCAAAGCUCUUGAUAGUGGAAUUGUUGCUCAGGCAGCUCUUGAUGUGUUCACUGAGGAGCCUCCAGCCAAAGACAGUAAGUUAGUGCAACAUGAGAAUGUGAUUGCUACUCCUCAUCUUGGAGCCAGCACCAAAGAAGCACAGGAGGGUGUGGCUAUUGAAAUAGCAGAGGCUGUUGUUGGUGCAUUGAAUGGUGAACUUUCAGCAACUGCUGUCAAUGCUCCUAUGGUUGCUCCUGAGGUAUUAUCAGAACUGGCUCCAUAUGUUGUGCUAGCUGAGAAGCUAGGAAGGUUAGCUGUGCAGUUGGUAUCCGGAGGAAGUGGAAUCCAGUCUGUAAAAGUGGUUUACCGAUCAGCCAGGGGUCCCGAUGACCUUGACACUAGACUUCUUCGAGCCAUGAUCACAAAAGGCAUCAUUGAACCAAUAUCAAACACAAUUGUCAACCUUGUAAAUGCUGAUUACAUUGCGAAGCAAAAAGGCCUUCGCAUAAGCGAGGAAAGAGUAGUGGUCGAUUCGUCUCCUGAACUACCUGUUGAGUCAAUCCAGAUACAGAUAUCCAAUGUGGAGUCCAAAUUCGCGAGUGCUGUAUCAGAGACUGGUCAGAUAAGCAUUGAUGGAAAAGUGAAGUACGGUACACCACACCUUACAUGUGUGGGAUCUUUUGCUGUGGAUGUGAGCUUAGAAGGGAAUCUGAUUUUGUGCAGACAGAUUGAUCAACCUGGGAUGAUUGGUACUGUCGGAAACAUAUUAGGCGAGAAAAAUGUGAAUGUGAGCUUUAUGAGUGUUGGAAGAACAUCGCGUAGGAAGAAAGCGCUUAUGGCUAUUGGCGUCGAUGAAGAGCCAAAUAAGGAAGCUCUUGAGAAUAUUGGAGCUGUGCCUGCUAUUGAGGAGUUUGUGUUUCUCAAGCUUUAAAUAGAUGAUUCAUAAAUAUAUGAAUUUCAUCUUGUGAUUGUUAGAAAGUAAUACUAUAUAUAUAUAUAGGUAUUGAUUGGAGAAAUGAAGUUAAUGAGUCUCUGAUUUUAGUAGAAAGCUUGAGAAAUUUGUUAUGAAGUAAUGGAUGAUAGAGUAUAAAUAAAACUAGCUGAAAACAAAAGCAGCUAGUAGUGUGUGACCUGUACUAAGUUUUGUAUCAUGGUUUUUCUAGCUUUAAAUAUGUACAAACUAUUUGAUGUUUGUCUUUUGUAAUUGAUGUUUUUGUUUGUGACUUUUGUUCAAAGUUGCAAAACUAAUGCAAUUAUUUGAAAGGGAAAAGGUAGGUAAGAAUCAUAAUGUGAUGUACCAACCAAGUGGAACUAGCUCUUAUAAUUUCACAAGCUAGAAGCAAUCCAUUUGUAUUCAUCCUUUGAUGGUUUAUUUACCUAUAAUCUAUUAUGGUUAAUGAAUUUGUCAAA